AUGGAGAAGAUCCUCCUGAAGAGAAAGGUCAAUAUAGCGUAUGUCCAAGAGACUAGGUGGGCAUCGAAGCCGAGAGAUGAGGAUGGGUAUAAGCUAUGGUACUCUGGAAUCCUAAAGGAUAAGAAUGUUUUGGGUAUUUUGGUUGAUAGGGAACUUAGAGAGUCUGUAGUGGAGGUUAGGCGGGUGCAUGAUAGCGCUGACGCGCCGCAAAUGGGCUUGGAUGAGGAGCUUAAAAGGCUCUUCGAGGAGGGGUUGGAUGAGAUUGUGCGUAAUAUUCCUCCUGCUGAGAGGUUAUUUAUAGGAGGAGAUUUCACUGGAAAUAUUGGGUCGACUGCAUGCGGCUAUGGCGAGGUGCAUGGCAGCUUCGAUUUUGGGAAUAAGAACGCAAGAGGUACUUCGCAGUUGGAUUUCACUAAGGCAUAG
Molecule: messenger RNA, 423 nt
Organism: Nicotiana tabacum (common tobacco)
Lineage: Eukaryota; Viridiplantae; Streptophyta; Magnoliopsida; Solanales; Solanaceae
Source: RefSeq, a predicted model, not a curated record